Mugil cephalus (flathead mullet) is the source of this 6386-nucleotide messenger RNA. RefSeq names its product glutamate receptor, ionotropic, AMPA 4a (gene gria4a). Gene Ontology annotation, molecular function: transmitter-gated monoatomic ion channel activity involved in regulation of postsynaptic membrane potential; AMPA glutamate receptor activity. The transcript is spliced from 18 exons. The record is from RefSeq and is a predicted model, not a curated record. The coding region runs from base 273 to 2996 and encodes 907 amino acids. Gene Ontology annotation, biological process: synaptic transmission, glutamatergic; monoatomic ion transport; modulation of chemical synaptic transmission. Gene Ontology annotation, cellular component: plasma membrane; postsynaptic membrane; dendritic spine. Lineage: Eukaryota; Metazoa; Chordata; Actinopteri; Mugiliformes; Mugilidae.
GCACAUCAUUCUAGCGAGUUUCCCCCACUCUUUCUCUCUCCCCGUCUUUACAUGUGCACCGGACACACAGCUCUCUCCCAAGCGGACACUGCAGGGGAAGAAAUCACCGAACCCAUCAUGGAAUAGGAAUACCACUGUGGAAAAACGGGGGAUAAAACCUCUUUCCAUCUUUCUUCCUUUCUCUUUUCCUGGCUCAUUUUCUCUCUUUCGCAUAUCCCCACUCUCUCGAUGUCUCUCAACAGUUUCUGAAGGGAUCGAAGGAAAGAAAAAAAAUGAGGAUUGAUAUUUUUUAUUGGCACUUUCUCGGGGUGUAUUCCGCCCUUUGGGGACUGGCGACAGGGGCUUUCCCCAGCUCAGUGCAGAUAGGUGGAUUGUUCAUUAGGAAUACUGAUCAGGAGUAUACAGCAUUUCGACUUGCCAUCUUCCUUCACAAUACCAGCCCUAAUGCUACGGAAGCCCCCUUUAAUCUGGUUCCACAUGUCGACAAUAUAGAGACCGCCAACAGCUUCGCAGUCACCAAUGCAUUCUGUUCUCAGUAUUCGAGGGGAGUCUUUGCCAUCUUCGGCCUUUACGACAAGCGCUCUGUGAACACGCUGACAUCAUUCUGUGGGGCUCUGCACAUCAGCCUAGUGACACCCAGCUUCCCCACCGAAGGAGAGGGCCAGUUCACACUGCAGCUUCGGCCGUCAAUUAGAGGGGCUUUGCUGUCACUGUUGGACCACUAUGACUGGAGCCGAUUUGUCUUCCUGUACGAUACAGACAGAGGUUAUGCAAUACUGCAGGCAAUUAUGGAGAGAGCAGGCCAAAACGGAUGGCAGGUGAGUGCAAUCUGUGUGGAGAGUUUCAAUGAGGCGGCAUAUCGCAGACUCUUAGAAGACCUGGAUCGACGGCAAGAGAGGAAAUAUGUUAUUGACCUGGAGCCUGAGAGACUACAGAGCAUCCUAGAACAGGCUGUCAGUGUGGGGAAACAUGUAAAAGGUUACCAUUACAUCAUAGCAAACCUGGGUUUCAAAGACAUAUCUCUGGAGAGGUUCAUGCAUGGUGGGGCCAACGUGACUGGUUUCCAGCUGGUGGACUUCAGCAAACCCAUUGUUAUAAAACUGAUGCAGCGCUGGAACAAACUUGAUCAGCGAGAGUACCCUGGAUCUGAGAGCCCUCCUAAGUAUACCUCCUCUCUAACAUAUGAUGGUGUCCUUGUAAUGGCUGAGGCCUUCCGCACCCUUCGUCGUCAGAAAAUUGAUAUCAGUCGCCGUGGCAACGCCGGUGACUGCUUGGCCAAUCCAGCUGCUCCUUGGAACCAAGGAAUAGACAUGGAGCGUGCGCUCAAACAGGUGCGCAUUCAGGGCCUGACUGGGAAUAUUCAGUUUGAUCACUACGGUCGGAGGAUCAAUUACACCAUGGACGUGUUUGAACUGAAGAGCAACGGACCUCGCAAGAUUGGCUACUGGAAUGACAUGGACAAACUCGUGUUGGUCCAGAAUGAAAAUGCCCUGUCCAAUGACAGCUCACCAAUGGAGAACCGGACAGUUGUUGUGACAACCAUCAUGGAAGGUCCUUAUGUGAUGCUGAAGAAGAACUGGGAGCUUUAUGAAGGAAACGACCAGUAUGAGGGAUACUGUGUGGACUUGGCCUCAGAGAUCGCCAAACACAUCGGAAUCAAAUAUAAGAUCUCCAUCGUACCAGACGGAAAGUACGGAGCCAGGGAUCCAGAGACAAAGAUAUGGAAUGGCAUGGUCGGAGAGCUAGUGUACGGGAAAGCAGAAAUUGCUGUUGCACCACUGACAAUCACUCUAGUGAGAGAGGAAGUGAUCGACUUCUCUAAACCUUUCAUGUCUCUGGGAAUCUCUAUCAUGAUCAAGAAGCCUCAGAAAUCUAAACCGGGAGUUUUCUCUUUCCUGGACCCGCUGGCCUAUGAGAUCUGGAUGUGCAUAGUGUUCGCUUAUAUUGGAGUCAGUGUUGUGCUGUUUUUGGUGAGUCGUUUCAGUCCGUAUGAGUGGCACACAGAAGAACCAGAGGAUGGUGCAACGGAGCCAGGCCCCACUGACCAACCUCCCAAUGAGUUUGGCAUCUUCAACUCCCUCUGGUUCUCACUGGGGGCUUUCAUGCAACAAGGCUGUGACAUCUCACCACGGUCCCUGUCUGGACGUAUCGUUGGUGGUGUGUGGUGGUUCUUCACUCUUAUCAUCAUCUCCUCUUACACAGCCAACCUGGCUGCAUUUCUCACUGUGGAGAGGAUGGUCUCACCUAUAGAAAGUGCAGAGGACUUAGCCAAACAGACAGAGAUAGCCUACGGGACCCUGGACUCAGGCUCUACCAAGGAGUUCUUCAGGAGGUCCAAAAUAGCCGUAUAUGAGAAGAUGUGGUCUUACAUGAAGUCCGCUGAGCCUACUGUCUUCACCAAGACUACGGCAGAGGGUGUGGCAAGGGUUCGCAAAUCCAAGGGGAAGUAUGCCUUCCUCCUGGAGUCCACCAUGAAUGAGUAUACGGAGCAACGCAAGCCUUGUGACACCAUGAAAGUCGGAGGGAACCUGGACUCCAAAGGAUAUGGCAUUGCCACACCUAAAGGCUCACAGUUAAGAAAUGCGGUCAACCUGGCCGUGCUAAAACUCAACGAGCAGGGCCUGUUGGACAAAUUGAAAAACAAGUGGUGGUAUGACAAAGGAGAAUGUGGCAGCGGGGGAGGGGAUUCCAAGGACAAGUCGUCCCAGGCUCUGAGCCUGUCCAACGUAGCCGGGGUCUUCUACAUCCUUGUGGGCGGACUGGGCCUAGCCAUGCUGGUGGCCCUGGUUGAGUUCUGCUACAAGUCACGGGCCGAAGCCAAGCGCAUGAAGCUGUCUUUUUCUGAAGCCAUGCGGAACAAGGCCCGUCUUUCCAUCACAGGAAGUGUGGGGGAGAAUGGUCGCGUCCUCACGCCAGACUGCCCCAAAGCUGUGCAUGCUGGCCACGCCUCCAUCCGACACCCCAGCCUUGCAGUGGUCUCCCCCGGACUGCCCUGAAAACCAAAAACACCUGCCGUGCCUUAACGACAUAUAAACACAGACUUUGACACAGAGACAAACACACAUUCACCAACCAUAAUGAUGAUACAUUCACACACAUAAUUAUAGUUAUGGAAACUUAAAUACAAACAUUCAAGUAUAGACAUUUUUACACACUUGUAUACACACACAUAUGCACACACUGCAUCAUCAUUUCACUUUCCUGCUGCCACUGACUUAUUUUACGAGAGACAAAUGAAACUUGAGUGAACAAUGUAGGAAAUGAACAACAAGAAGACAUCACACUUGCCUGCGGCAUUCUUUUUUGUUUUUGUUUUGGGACGCCCUUAUAAUAUGGUUGAACCAACAGGAAAGCCAGCACAGAUUUACAUGAAAAGAACUUUGAGCUGUGGCCAUGACCACAAACUUGAUCAUGAUGACGAUUGUGAUAAAGAUGAUGCUUACAGCUAAAACAAAGGCACCCAAACAACUAUGUUUCCUGCUCCUACUUUGGACAAUGUUGGCCAAUAAGCCACACCCCUUUGACAAUGCCUUACUAAGACUACAUUGUUUUCAUCAUUAUCAUCAUCAUGGUCCUCAUCCUCUUAACUUGCCUGCAAAGACUGAGUGCCAGGUAUUAUAACCCUUAGAAGACCAGAAAACUGUAAGUUUGAACGUUUGGACUGUGCAAACCCAUUACUUUGCCAUGGACUGUUCAAACUGAAUGAUAAUGCUUUCUUACUAUACGUAUAGAGUGAUUUCUUGCCCCAAACCAGCGAGCUAAUCAGCCGAUAUAGUACAGAAAUAACCUCGAAACACACGUGGCUGAUCUUGGCCACAGAAUUCACAGGGGUUUGUAAAAGAAAAACAUAGUAACUAACUUCAUCAACAGCAUCAUCAUGACAGUAGAAAUGCUAAAUAGCAAAAUUAUGAUUACUUUUUGUUGAGAGGCAAAGAUUAGGUUUAAAGUCCCAAUGAAGCAACUGGCAGAGUGGUAUUUGUUUCCACAUAAUUUUCCAGUAGAUGGCAAACUCUAUACUUCACUUUAAGUCAAAGUUGGGGCAGAUACAAACAUAUAGUUAAUGAAUAGACAUUACAUUUAAUUUUAUGGGGUCUUUAAACUUUAUAUUAAGUGAUGAACAUAAAAAAUUAAAAAAUAAACCACAUGGGAAGAUCUCAAAUGGCUCUCAAAAUAAAGUGUUUCUCGACCUAAACACAACUUAAAGAGAAGUACACAUAAAGAGAAUUUACAGCAUUUAAAACCUAAGUGAUGACACCUUUUAAUUUCGGAAAAGUUCUAAAUAGUUCUAAAUAGAUCUAAAUAGCGUGGCAACCAAAAAGGGCAAAUCAAAAUUUAUCUUUCUGUGCAUGUUUGUCUACUGUAAGAGUGAAGAAAAAUGCUUUUUUCACUGGCUGUGAUAAGGUUGAAAAUCACUGGUCUGCUUGGUGUGCUUCAUAUAACUUGAAGCACACUCAUGAAGGCCUACUGGUGCAUUUUGGAAUUUCUUUAAAGGUGUAGACUCUAAUGGGUAGUUUGCUUGUCAUUUGAGAUCCUCAACUUUUCCAGUGACUGGGGAAAGGCACCAUAUCAGAGAGCUUGCUUUUUAAAACUGUUGUAAAUAACUGCGUAGCAAAACAGAACUCACCUGUCUUUUUUAAUCAUCUUAGAUAACAAUUCAUUGCAAUAAUGAAUAUAAAAGAAAAUGCCACUACUUGUAAUUAAGAUAAAGUCUUUUUUUAUAAAUCUACAUCUUAUAUAUAAUACAAAUAAAUAUAUAUCUAUACGUCUAUAGAGAGCUAUAAAGAAAACAUUGAUCACUGAUUGUUGGAGGCCAUGACAUACAUUCUGUUAUAUGGCUGUUUUUUGAUAACUUGAGAAUAUUAAUAUGCCACAGUCUGUGUGUGUCCUACUCCUCACUGAAUGUCCAUCUGGCACUCACACGGACACGCAUAGAACUCACGCACAUGCACUGUUGCAUACACAGGGUCAGCUCAGUGAUCACCAUUUGUUGUUGUUGCACCCAUUUUCACUGUCUAAUAGUGUUGUUAGCCCAAAAUAUUAUUUUUUCUGUUGGGACACAAAGGCCCCUGAAACAACACUUAGACGCCAGUAUUCAUGACUGCAGCCCACACACUGACAACACGUUUGAGAAGAUGAUGGGCCGACGUGAUUGCUGUACUGUUGAGGAAACAAUGCUGUCUGACAUUUCCAGAGUGAAGCAUUUCUCUCGCAUUUCACUUCGCCUCAAUGCAUUUUGGCCCAGCAGAUGUGAGUCGGAUUGAAACCCAACUUGCAUUCAGACUGAAAUGGGUUUGCACUUCAGUCAGUCCUACAUUUUUUUUUUUUUUUUUUUCUUUAAAAAGAAAAAAAUCUGUUAUAACCUGUUCUGGGACAUCUAUCCAAUUGAAAGCGCUGGGGAACAAAAACUACACAUAGUAUCUGUAGAACAAUUCUGAUAAGAAAAUACAAUAUUUUUUUGUGAUUUACAACAGUGCAGCGUUUUGCUGCAACUCUAGCAUGAUGGUGACACUUUAGGGGUUGUGAUUUAAAUAUUUCUGUUUUCAAUUUCUCUCCUCUAGUCUCCAUUAUUCUGCACAGUUCUUUUUAUUUAUUUGUUUUUUAUUAUUAUUAUUUAAAUUGAUAGUCCUAUGCUCUUCUAGCAGUUCUUCCCUGUUCCUUCAACUUGUCUUUAUGGUCCUCUGUUUUCACCUUUCGCUCCAAUUUUACAACAGCACACUGUGUACAUACCCCAAGCUCACCAAUGAGAGGUGACUUAUCAUCUGCCCUAAUACACUGCAAAAUAACAUAUAAUGAUGAAGUAAGAACUACAGACAAACAAAUUUUCUUCUAGCUCUUGAUUUUGAACAUUACAUAUCUUUUGCAUUGUAGACAUCUUUGUUAAACUCAUAACGUACAGUAUAUUUCAUCAUUAAAUUAGUCUUGCACCAAAUAUAUUAAAGUCAGACUCAGUGGACAAAAUCAUAAAUAAAAAAGAAUACCCUAAAAUGUUUCCAAGAGCUUAUUAAAAGAACUUUUUCUGACUGAAACAAACAAAACUUCUCCUCUGAGCCGAAAGGAUCAGUGCAGCAGUACUGCAGCAAUCCAGCAUGAGAAAAACUUUGAGAAUAGUGGGUUUCUACAAUUGGUGCAUUUGCAAAGACACAGUUGUCAUUGGUCUUUUAUCACCAGAGCACACAUGCCCGGCAGAUAAACUGUACAUGAUACUGUUUUUGUUUAUUUGUUUGUUUGUUUUUUGCCUACUCCAGCACUUACAGUAAAAUUUUUGUGUCAACGUUGAGAAGCUGCCUGCUGGGCUGUCAAGACUCUGGCUUUAACACUGUUUCUUUCUUCCUUCGUUUCUUUCAUUUGCAUUUGGUUUCUUUUUCUAGUAAAACAUCAAUGCUGAA